Tripterygium wilfordii is the source of this 1711-nucleotide messenger RNA. Its product is annotated as aminoacylase-1. Gene Ontology annotation, cellular component: cytoplasm. The record is from RefSeq and is a predicted model, not a curated record. The transcript has 5 exons. Gene Ontology annotation, biological process: amino acid metabolic process. The coding region runs from base 75 to 1424 and encodes 449 amino acids. Gene Ontology annotation, molecular function: aminoacylase activity. Lineage: Eukaryota; Viridiplantae; Streptophyta; Magnoliopsida; Celastrales; Celastraceae.
UCCCAAGACUGCGAAUCAGUCAACCACUGAUUCACUCACUCCCAUUGCUCCCCUCCAUCUCUCCUAGCAAAGAAAUGAGGAGAACCUUUGUUUCUAUGCUGAUUCUGAUUUUAUUUCUUACCGCUUCAAAUGCUGCUGCAGCAGAUGAUCAGUUACCAGCAUCAGCAAUAAUAUCAAGAUUCCAGCAGUACCUCCAGAUCAACACGGCCCAGCCCACUCCUCUAUACAGGGUAGCAGCCGACUUCCUCCUCGCCGAGGCCGAAUCCCUCUCCCUCCAAUCCCAGACCCUAGAAUUUGUCGCUGGGAAACCCCUCGUCCUCCUCAAGUGGCCCGGCUCCGACCCUACUCUCCCAUCCAUCCUCCUCUACUCCCACACCGAUGUCGUCCCGGUCGAGCACCACAAAUGGUCCCACCCUCCCUUCGAGGCUCACGUUGACCCCGAUGGAAACAUCUACGCCAGAGGUUCACAGGACAUGAAGUGUGUCGGUAUGCAGUACCUGGAGGCCAUCCGUCGCUUGAAGGCUUCUGGCUUUAACCCCGUUCGCAACAUAUACCUCUCUUUCGCCCCCGACGAGGAGAUUGGCGGCCACGACGGAGCAGAGAAGUUCGCUGAUUCUGACGUCUUCAAGAACAUGAACGUGGGUAUAGUCCUUGAUGAAGGGCUGGCUUCGCCGAGUGAGGAGUAUAAGAUGUUUUACGGGGAGAGAUGUCCCUGGUGGCUGGUGAUAAAGGCCACUGGACCACCAGGCCAUGGAGCAAAGCUAUAUGACAACUCGGCCAUGGAGAAUUUAUUCAAAAGCAUUGAGACUGUGAGGAAGUUUCGAGCUUCGCAGUUUGAUUUGGUCAAGGCGGGCUUGAAGGCUGAAGGUGAAGUCAUUUCAGUAAAUAUGGUAUUUCUUAAGGCUGGCACACCAUCUCCAACUGGAUUUGUCAUGAACUUACAGCCGUCUGAAGCAGAAGCAGGUUUUGAUAUUCGUGUCCCACCAACUGCUGACGUAGAAUCUUUGGAGAGGCGAAUUGCGGAAGAGUGGGCACCUACUUCACGCAAUAUGACAUAUGAGCUUGGGCAGUUUAAGCAGAAAACCCCUGUAACAGACAAUUUUGGGAGGCCAAGGGUUCCAACCACUGGCAGUUCUAAUCCGUGGUGGGCCCUAUUGGAAAAGGCUGUCCAAAAGGCUGGUGGAAAGCUUGGUAAACCAGAAAUAUUUCCUGCCUCAACAGAUGCUCGCUACUUCCGCAACCAAGGCCUGCCAGCUAUUGGCUUUUCUCCUAUGGCGAACACUCCGAUUCUACUUCAUGACCAUAAUGAGCAUCUGAACCAGGCUGAAUAUCUGAAAGGAAUUGAUAUGUAUGAGUCAAUAAUAAAAGCCUAUUCAUCUUAUGUUGAGCAUCCGAGCAAAGAAAGCUCCAAAGAUGAGUUAUGAGUCUCCAACGAUGAGAGGGUUACGGUCCUCACAAUAAGCAGUGCGGGUUAAUCCCCAUCCUCAAUAGACCACGCUUACUGUCAAUUUGCCCCUCCAUUACAGCAAAACUAGCGUACCAAUAACUUGGAAUGUUGACUGCCACUUGUGCUCCUAUCAUAUAAUUCAUGUAACAUUGAAUUUAAUGUGCUGCAAUACAUCUUAUUAUUUUUCUUAGUAUUGUAUCGUAAUUAAAUGCUUGAAAUCCAAAUUUGAUUGCUCUUCACGUAUUAGAGUAAACUUUGUUGCGA